Neltuma alba is the source of this 1073-nucleotide messenger RNA. RefSeq names its product kinetochore protein NUF2 homolog. The record is from RefSeq and is a predicted model, not a curated record. The coding region runs from base 1 to 813 and encodes 270 amino acids. The transcript has 10 exons. NCBI's taxonomy places the organism in Eukaryota, Viridiplantae, Streptophyta, Magnoliopsida, Fabales, Fabaceae.
AUGGCUACAAUGAAGCCAGGGAAAGGGAGUAAAGAACUGCGUCAAACCAUUGCUGCCCUUAACACCAACCAGAUGUCACUUAGAGCUACUUUUCGGAAGUUGAAGGAGAAGACAGGGGAAAUGGAUGGGAAGAUCUCUUCUGCUGAGUUUACCCUUGUACAAAGUGUUCAAGAAAAUGCAAACCUACGAUCAAAAGUUGUUCAGUCCCCUGAUAAAUUGCAGAGAGCAUUGGAGGAACAAAAACUAGCUCGAGAAGAAGCUAAGAAUGCGGAAAGAUCAGCCAUGCAAACUUUCCAUGAGAAGAAUGCCCUUGUUGACCUUUAUUCAAAGGUUGAGAAGAAAAUGUCAAAGCACUUUGCUCAGAUGCAAGCCAUACAAGAUCAGGUAAAUUCUGCAAAAGAAAUUGAGAAAAGUCUAAAAGCUUUGAAAGCAAAACUCAGUGAUGAAGAAGUGCUGGAAAAGUCACUUGAUGUCAAACUGGUUGAAAGAAAAGGAAAGCUUGAGCAGCUGGGAGAAUUGAUGAAACAGUUAGAGAAAGAAAGGGAUAUGAAGUCUGAGGAAGCAUCUACAUACCUAAAUGGUGUGAAAAUGGAGGCUGAAUCAAAGAGGCAUGAUCUGGAAGAAAGACAGAAGAAUGUCGAAGCUGUGUUAGCGGAGGUGGAUGCCACAAAUAUUACAAUCAAAUCAGUCAAAGAAUCUGGAUCAGCUAAACUGGAAAUGUUAGCUAGCACACAUGAAGAGUUAACCAAAGAGUUUCAACAGUAUAAGGACUUGCUUGCCCAUGUGAUCGAAUCGGGUUCAAAAGCUGAUUGAAGCAGCAGAUCAGGUUUUGAUGUGUGGUCCCACAAGACGAGCUUUUUAAUAUGGCUCCAGGGCGUUUCUUCCUUUGAGGUGCUGCCUGCUGCAGAUCUUCAACUUCAAGGGCCAAAGCCUACGACUUCGAUGCAUUUUCUCGUUGUAUUAUUAUUAUUAUCAUUAUUUCUAUCAUCAUCAUCAUCAUCAUUGAUCAGCUCGCAUUUGGACCUUAAAUAUGCUUGCUUGUAAAUUUUAACGGAUUCAAAUUUUAAGUUGUG